AUGAAUUUCAGCUUUGAAGGCAACUACAAACCGAGACGCAACAUCAACCUCGGUGGCAUUCGCUCGCAUGAAGACAAGAAAACACUCAUGGCAAAGGCCCAAGCGGAGCGGCGAGCAAGGGAACACGAACGACAAAGACAACGUUGCGCUGUCAAGAUUCAGUCGUUCUAUCGUGCAAAGAGAGACGCUAGCAGAUUACGGCGUGCUGAGCUCAAUGCGUUACAAGCGAAUCUCAAGCAGCUGACGCAAGUUGACGACGAUCAUCGUGACACUACCUUCAACACCACCAUUGCUACUUGUAUGCGACAGUGUUUGAUAUUAUCUUACGGUCCACUGAAUUAUGGUGCUACUCUGAACGAGCUGUGUGCUAUUUUACUAUCAUCAUCGAACGAGAAUCUCCUGGGAUUUAUGCAUCUCUUUGCUGACAGCGAUAAGGAUCAGUUGGAUGAGCGGACGUGGCUAUUAGCACUAUUUACUACCAACGUCAUCCUUGCAGCAGUGACAAGCUUCAAGGACAUUGCACCACUUGUACGCUUCAUUUCGAUUGUGAUGGAUCCCACAACAUACAAGCGCAUGGCACAAUACAAUGGUUCACUGGAUACACAUGACACAUAUAUGAGAAUAUCGACACACACGCUUUUGCAUGGCAAGAUAACCGAGAUUCUAAGGCGGCUUUUGGUGUAUGAAAUCAACAGCGUUUCGACCAUCGAUCACAACAAUGAGCCUUCUAUUCUCACCUAUACACUGAACAUUGUUCUCGACAUUAUCAAAUGCAAGCCGCCCUAUGAUUAUACCCCGUCCAGCAUUUCAAAGUGGCGACCAACAGCUCCCCCUACAACAUCCAUGUUUGGCUUAUUCAGCGGCAAUGGACCAUCGCCAUCAUCGUCAUCCAACAACGCAGCAUCUACACCAAAACUGCUCCAUCGAUCCUUGAUAUUACAGCGCUUAUUGGUGGACGUGUUUUCAAUUCCCUUCUUGGUGGACAAUAUACCCGAUGACAUCUUAAAGUCGUUCCUGGAUGAGUUACCUUUGGAGAGCGCACUGGCCACCCUUAAUCGCAUGUACGAAUCUGAAGAGUGGACGCAUGAGCAUACCCCCGAACGAGUGGUUGGACUUUUGAUGAACAUUACACAAAUGGGAGGAUUUCAUAAAGGCGUGCAUCUUGAUAGAGCACUAGAGCCAUACUCGAUUGCGAUUCAAAACCUACUCUCCGAUUUGCCAUCCACAUACUUGAACGAACCUGAUGAAGAUGAAGUAAUGACUGAUUCAGAAGACGACCUUAGCGGAUCAGAGAAUGAGGACGUUGUCAUGACUGAAGCAUCUCGAGCACAGCAACAACAACGAUACGUGGAUCCACUUAUUCGAGAACGGCUCAAAAUGUUGUAUGACAAAGGAAAUGUGGAUGCGUUGGUGAAACGAUUUAUUGAUCUUGCACAAACAUCCGGUGGUGUGAAUCAAGCGUUGGCGGGUCGACUUGCUGGACUCUUUGAUAUGUUGAUGACUCGAUGGCCUUUGCAAAGGGAUCCUAUAUUGAAUGCAUUGUUGUAUCAUCGUUGGUGGGUGGAUGGCAAACGGACCGAAUCGGUUGAUCUGGCACAAGUGUUUUGGAAGGCAUGGUCCUCCCACGAAUAUGCUGCUGUGUUCGACAACGAUGAUACCAUCAUGAAUCGAUUAACAGAAGCAGUGUCUUGUAUUAUGGAUGCAAAAAGCCCUGACAUAUGGGCAAUUCUCUACCUGCUUUGCGAGAUGUAUACCAAGCUAUUAUUCACGAUUGGUGAUGAUGAAUUUUUUGAUGAUAAUGCGCCAAGCAGCCACCUGAAGCUGGAUCAAAUCGUCGCUCUCAGCCGACAAUUGAAGAACAUCUCAUUCGUAUUGUUUUGGAGAGCUGGAUCAGUGGACGUGGAGAAAACAUUGGGCCUCUCUGGAAUCCGGAUAUCACAAUUGCGUAGCACAGUGACUCAACUGCUUCGACAAAUCCAUACACGAGACUCUCGACGUGCAUUUUGUCCCAAAGAACACUGGUUGAUCAAGAAAUUGGAUACCGAAGGUUUCUCGAGUGAAGCUGUAGCAGAAGAAUUCUCUUUGGAAAACGAUCCUGAGCAACAAUCACGUCAACCAUCCAAGACCAAACUCGCCCUUAUCAGUCCACGCCUUGGUGUAUUGAACAAUAUCCCCUUCAUCAUUCCUUUCGAGCAACGUGUUGAGAUUUUCCGAAUGUUUGUACAAAAUGAUCGUCAACGCAACAACAUUGAUCAAUUCAUUGGUCCUUCGGUGAAUGUGACAAUUCGGCGCAACCAUGUAUUCGAGGAUGGCUUCUCACAACUUUACACGCGUGGCAAGGACUUAAAAGGCAAGGUGGCCAUUGGCUUUGUGGAUGAAUUUGGGCUGCAUGAAGCUGGUAUCGAUGGCGGCGGUGUUUUCAAGGAGUUCUUAACAAGCUUGAGCCAUGAAGCAUUCGAUACCAAUUAUGGGCUUUUCCAAACAACACCGGAUCAAUUGCUAUAUCCUAAUCCUGGGCGGCAUGCAACACAGCCUACACAAUUGGCCUUUUUUGAAUUCAUUGGUCUGAUUAUCGGCAAAGCGUUAUAUGAAGGCAUCCUACUAGACGUUGCGUUUGCUGAAUUCUUCCUCAAGAAAUGUCUGGGUGGUAUCAAUUACCUUGAUGAUUUACGCUCACUCGACCCGGAGCUGUAUAAUGGAUUGAUUGCUGUGAAGAACUUUCGAGGCAACGUAGAAGAUCUCUCGCUUGAUUUUACGCUAACUCAAGAUGAGUUUGGAAAAACCCGAACCGUGGAAUUAAUUCCGGGUGGAAGCAACAUCCCAGUUACCAAUGCCAAUUGCAUCCAAUAUGUUUAUCGUGUGGCUAAUUAUCGUCUCAACACCCAAAUCGCCAAACAAUGCAAAGCCUUUUUCCGUGGAUUAUCAACUAUCAUCGACAUCAAAUGGCUACGUAUGUUCAAUCAGGCUGAACUUCAAGUGCUAUUGGGCGGUGCUUCGGUUCCCAUUGACCUCGAUGACUUGCGAGCAAACACGGUUUAUGCAGGGUACACAGAAGACGAUUCAACGGUCCAGAAUUUCUGGCGAGCACUUUGCAGCUUUGACAAUGAGCAGCGUAUGAAGUUUAUCAAGUUUGUAACCUCUUGUUCAAGACCACCAUUGCUUGGAUUCAAAGAGCUACGACCCCAGCUGUGUAUUCGUAAUGCGGGAUCAUCCGAUGACCGUUUGCCAACAAGCUCCACUUGUAUCAAUUUGUUAAAGUUACCAUGCUUCAGCAACUAUGAGAUCUUACGACAGAAAUUGUUGUAUGCCAUCAAUGCCGAAGCAGGAUUUGACCUCUCUUAA
Lichtheimia ornata is the source of this 3342-nucleotide messenger RNA. RefSeq lists its product as uncharacterized. Gene Ontology annotation, molecular function: ubiquitin protein ligase activity. The record is from RefSeq and is a predicted model, not a curated record. The coding region runs from base 1 to 3342 and encodes 1113 amino acids. NCBI's taxonomy places the organism in Eukaryota, Fungi, Mucoromycota, Mucoromycetes, Mucorales, Lichtheimiaceae. Gene Ontology annotation, biological process: protein polyubiquitination; ubiquitin-dependent protein catabolic process. The transcript has 15 exons.